AUGACUCGCGGAAACCAGCGCGACGUGGACCGCGAACGCGCGCAGCGGAGGAACCAGAAGGCGGUCAAAAACUCCACGAUUAAGGACGCGGACAAGAACCUUUCUGUCGUCUGCGACAUCUGCAAACAGAGUUUCAUGUGUACGGUGAAAAAACCGACGCUCGAUCAGCAUGUGGAAAGCCGGCACCCAAAGAACUCGUUCAAGGACUGCUUUCCGAAGUGGGAAACAUAG
Molecule: messenger RNA, 231 nt
Organism: Neospora caninum
Lineage: Eukaryota; Apicomplexa; Conoidasida; Eucoccidiorida; Sarcocystidae
Exons: 1
Coding region: 1-231 (76 amino acids)
Source: RefSeq, a predicted model, not a curated record